UCUCUUCUCUUUCUAAAAAAAAUAUCUCCCACAAGAAAUCACAGUAAUCUCUCUCUUCUCUCUCUCAUCAUAUUCAGGAAGAAACUACAGAAGCAUGAAGUUGAAGAACAACACACAACCCAACCCUCUUCACUUCCACAACUUCUAACUCCAAAUCCUCUCAAAAAACAUACAAAAAGCAUACCAAAAUCAAGCAACUUUGUCUUGUCACAUACAACUAUGUCAUCUCUAGAGGAUUCAUUAAGAUCUCUUUCACUAGACUAUCUAAACCUACUGAUCAACGGUCAAGCUUUCAGUGAUGUAACUUUCAGUGUAGAGGGUAGAAUUGUUCAUGCUCACCGUUGCAUCUUGGCAGCUAGAAGUUUGUUCUUCCGGAAGUUCUUUUGCUCCGGUGGCACUGACUCUCCAACCGGGUUUGGAUCCGACCCGUUAGGGUCCAGGAUGGGACCCGCUUCUCCAAGAAACUCAACAAGUUGUUCACAAGUGGUUAUACCUGUGAAUUCUGUAGGGUACGAGGUGUUCUUGCUUAUGUUGCAGUUCUUGUACAGUGGUCAGGUCUCUAUUGUACCUCAAAAACAUGAACCCAGACCUAAUUGUGGUGAGAGAGGGUGUUGGCAUACACAUUGCACAUCUGCCGUUGAUCUUGCUCUUGAUACACUUGCAGCCGCUAGAUCAUUUGGGGUUGAGCAGCUUGUUUUGCUUACUCAGCAAUUAGCUAUCAUGGUGGAAAAAGCCUCAAUUGAAGAUGUGAUGAAGGUUCUUUUAGCUUCAAGAAAACAAGACAUGCAUCAAUUAUGGACAACUUGUUCUCACUUGGUAGCAAAAUCUGGUCUCCCACCAGAAGUCUUAGCAAAACAUCUUCCGAUUGAUAUCGUGGCGAAAAUCGAAGAACUUCGACUCAAAUCAUCCCUCGCUCGCCGCUCGAUCAUGCCACACCACCACCCGAACCACCACCAUGACCUUUCGGUCGCAGCGGACCUCGAGGACCAAAAAAUUCGACGAAUGAGGCGCGCACUUGAUUCAUCAGAUGUGGAGCUUGUUAAGCUUAUGGUCAUGGGAGAAGGACUAAAUCUUGAUGAGGCAUUAGCAUUACAUUAUGCAGUUGAGAAUUGCAGCCGUGAAGUGGUGAAAGCGUUGCUUGAAUUAGGUGCUGCCGAUGUGAAUUAUCCGGCGGGACCAGUUGGGAAAACACCGCUUCAUAUCGCCUCAGAGAUGGUGUCCCCCGACAUGGUUGCGGUGUUACUAGACCAUCAUGCGGACCCUAAUGUUAGAACCAUUGAAGGAAUCACACCACUUGAUAUCCUUAGAACCUUAACCUCAGAUUUCCUAUUCAAAGGGGCGGUUCCGGGAUUAACCCAUAUCGAACCAAACAAGCUCAGGCUUUGCCUAGAGCUUGUUCAAUCAGCUGCGUUGGUGAUCUCCAGAGAAGAAGGCAAUGCUGCAGCCAAUGCAGCUUCAAAUUCAACCCAAAAUUAUCCACAAAUGAAUGAUGAUCAAACACAUACUCAUAGCAGCAGUUCAAAUAGUAGUGGGAAUAUUGGGAACUUGAAUCUUGAUUCAAGAUUAGUUUAUCUGAAUCUUGGAGCAGCACAAAUGGGAUGCAACAAGAUGGAUGUAAGUGGAGGAAGAGAAGAUCAUCAUCAACACCAUCAAAGACAUGGUUCUAAUUCACAAGGUGGUUGUGACACAUCAAUGUACCACCAUCCUCAUCAUGAGUAUUAGGUCAACUAUCUUUAUAUGUUUAUCUCUCUUUCUUUUCCUUUAUCUAGAAUUAAUCACUAUAUAUAUUCACCCAUGAAGUGGGAUUUGAUUAAGCACAAAUAUUUCAGCCAAAAGAACCUAUUUAUUGGUACGUAUUGGUAUAAUUUUUGCUCUAUAUUUGGUCACCUUUUUCAUCU
Messenger RNA from Helianthus annuus (common sunflower), 1898 nucleotides. Its product is annotated as BTB/POZ domain and ankyrin repeat-containing protein NOOT1. Gene Ontology annotation, biological process: plant organ development. The transcript has 2 exons. NCBI's taxonomy places the organism in Eukaryota, Viridiplantae, Streptophyta, Magnoliopsida, Asterales, Asteraceae. Gene Ontology annotation, molecular function: protein binding. Bases 220 to 1722 code for a protein of 500 amino acids. The record is from RefSeq and is a predicted model, not a curated record.